Messenger RNA from Cygnus atratus (black swan), 893 nucleotides. RefSeq names its product potassium calcium-activated channel subfamily M regulatory beta subunit 1 (gene KCNMB1). Gene Ontology annotation, cellular component: voltage-gated potassium channel complex; membrane. The record is from RefSeq and is a predicted model, not a curated record. Bases 236 to 838 code for a protein of 200 amino acids. Gene Ontology annotation, biological process: detection of calcium ion; potassium ion transport. The transcript is spliced from 4 exons. Gene Ontology annotation, molecular function: potassium channel regulator activity; calcium-activated potassium channel activity. Lineage: Eukaryota; Metazoa; Chordata; Aves; Anseriformes; Anatidae.
GGGGAACUGAGUGCCGAGUUCAGCCACAGCAAUGCAAACCCAGAGAAGUACAGGAAAAAAACCAAACCAGCAAACCCCCCACAAAAUCCCUUUCAGCCCGAAGCUGCACAGCUUCAUCUUGCCCAGAAAAGGCCUUAUACCCGGUCUGUCAUGUAACAGAAGGCUUUUUCAUCACAGAAAGCAGCAUUUCAUCAGAAACAGAUUGGAGACAUUUCAGGUUUCAGAACAGUAAGUCAUGUUGGGAAAAAAGUUGGUGACCGCUCAGAAGCGAGGGGAGACGAGAGCCCUGUGCCUGGGGCUGGGGAUGGUCGCGUGCUCCAUGAUGAUGUACUUCUUCAUUGGGAUCACCAUUGUGCCAUUCUACACUAAAAGCGUUUGGACAACAGAAACCGUGUGCAAGGUGCUCAGAGCCACCAUCGAGGACAAAGUCCUCUGCCCAGACAGCAAGGGCUCGGAGGACGAUGGUGUCUGUCACUAUCCUUGUCUCCAGGUGUGGGUUAAUCUCACAGCCUUGGGGCAGGAGGUCAUGCUCUAUCAGACUGAAGAUACGCUGGAAAGAAACACUAAGUGCUCCUACGUGCCAGGCAACUCUGAGAACCCCAAAGAGGUUCAAGCACGAAUAGAAACCAUUGCAAACAAUUUCAAAAAAUACCAGACUUUCCCGUGCUACUAUGACCCCGGAGGAACACAGACCAAUGUCAUUUUGAGCAGAAAUUACCCCCCCAGAGGUCUCCUCUUCACUUUCCUUUGGCCUACGCUCAUGUUCACUGGUGGAUGUCUGAUUAUAAUCCUGGUAAAGUUAAGCCAGUAUGUUUCUGUUCUUUCUGCUUGGCAGUAGAAAAUAAAUAUCUAGCUCAGACUGCUGCUAGAUAUUAAAGUGCCUUUGUUCUGUC